This is a messenger RNA of Folsomia candida, 3448 nucleotides long. RefSeq lists its product as uncharacterized. NCBI's taxonomy places the organism in Eukaryota, Metazoa, Arthropoda, Collembola, Entomobryomorpha, Isotomidae. Bases 573 to 1709 code for a protein of 378 amino acids. The transcript has 5 exons. The record is from RefSeq and is a predicted model, not a curated record.
UGCUACUUUCUCUCUCUUUCUCUCUACCUCACACACUCACUCACAUCAGAAAGAAGAAGAAGAAGAAGAGAGAAGAGUUUCGCUGCUUCCACUCAAAUGUACUUGACUUAGUUCAAUUGCUUACACACCAAAUCCAUCCUUUCACUUCUUCUAGGAGGCCGAGUGGUGGGAGAUAAGCCAAGAAAAGACAAAGUCAAUUUAACCCUGGGAAAGAGAAAGCAGUGUUAAAAUGGCCGGGUCGUGGCGGGCAUUGUUGCUAAAUCCAGUACUGCGGGACGAUAUCACAAUUAGUGAGACAUCAUCAGCACCACUUUCUCAUCCAGUGAAAGCUGUUCUAUAGAGACAGAUACCGGAGGUGGAAAUAAUUAAGGAUGGAGAUUACCUGGGAAGAUUAGUAACUUUGUGGAUAAGAUAAACGAUGUGGUUGAGUAUCCAGUGGUGACCCACCCAUCCACACCCACCCACCCCGCAGUACAUACAUAAAUACAUACAUACACAUCAUCAUCAUCACUCGUCCACCCACUUCCUGCUGUGAUUAGAAAACAAACCGAGUCACAAAAACAAAUACUACAAUGUGUUGUUGUAUUCCGUUGCGACGGCUGAGCUAUUUUGGGGCUGGAUUGCAUCUGAUGAUGGGGCUGCUCUACUUUUACUUUUUGGGUUGCGUGAUCUAUACGAUGUAUCGUGUCAGAGAUAAGGAUAAUUACGAUGAGCGUGUGACAAUGGGACUACUAUAUGUCGGCUACUAUGCUGCAUUCCUUCCUCCGGGUAUCUUCAUAUUUUGGGGGGUGCAUAAGAAACUACGCUGCUUCCUCGUCGUUCCAUCAAUCUUAUUCUUUUUCAUCCAAAUUUUUGGCGUAACUCUGGAAGGAAUUUACAAAUUCAGACCACAAGGAUUCCCCGAAGCGAUGGAGAAAUACAAUCAAGAAGGUCUUGUCCUAUCCCGACUGCAGGCCGACUAUUGGAUGGACAUGUGCCUCCAACUCGCCAUAACUAUCUCGUACCUCUCCAUGCUCUUCUUCUACUACCGUGAAAUCGAACCGGAAGACACAACCCCCGUUCAAUCCCGCUAUGCUCAAGCUUACCUUCAACAACAGCAGCAACUCAUGCAACAACAACAAUCCGGCAGCGGUCCUCAGUCGUCUUCACCUCCCGUCCCGUGUCCCAUGGGACCACCAGUCGUGCCCUUCCGACCUGUUCACCACUCCCUCACCAAUCUCACCCGGGCAGGAGAAAGGGAACGAGGCGGUGGUGGUGGGAGAGAUGGGAUUUUAGGCGGAAACGGGACACCUUGUCCACCACCCCCACUUAACCUUGGAGCUUUAAACCUCUCCCUUGAUCAGCAACACCAACUCUUAAAACUUCAACAGCACCCCCUCAUCCUCCAACAGCUCCAACAACAAAUCCACCACCAGCAACAGCAACAACUCCAACAGCAACUGCAGCAACAACAGUCGCACCAAUACCAUGACACACAUCACAUCCAAAACGAAUUAGAGAUGCAACAUCGCCCCCAACAUCAUCACCACCACCAUGAAAGAGGUCAUCAUCAGCAAGGAGGAGGGAGUCAGAGUCAGCAAUCCUCGCUGCAUCAUCAACCCUCAUCGCACAGCCAUCAGCCGGACCAAGCCCCACCACCGCCCCCACCACUCAGCCUAUUUCAUCCAUACGCCCAAAUGAUGGACCCCAACAAGACGCCAAAGUUUUAGUCUUCACAAACUACUUUUUUUAGCUAUACGGUGAUUUUUUUAAUCGGUUAGUAAGAUAUUUGCCAUUUUCCUGGUGUGUGUAACGGUGGGUGAGAUUAUAUAAGACGGAACUUUAAUACAAAAAAUGUGCUGGGACAUAUUAUGUAACCAAAAAAUAAUGUGGUGCAGACUGCAGAGAUGAAAAUAGAAAAUGAUCAGAAUCUUUAAAGUGGAAAAGGAAAACAAACUUUCACCGUACAUAUACUCGUCAAAAAAAUGAGAUUUACGAGUACAAAAGCAAUCAUCCUACUAAAUAUCUGCUCUCUCUUUCUCUCUUUCUCCUGGUGCAUACAUAAAAAAUACUCCGGUGGAAACAUAUUAUUGUGUGUGUACAUUAUUAUUAUGUCGAAUAUCGUCUCGUGUUCAAUUCCCAUGCAAAAAAUAAUACAUAGACACACACAAAACAAUACUAUUUAAAGGGGUCCUAAAUAAAUGGGGGAUCUUCUUCCGACACUGGGGAAAUCAGAAAUUCAUAAUUAUGGGUUAAGAUGACGAUAUAAUGAGCAUACCCCGGACAAAUAUUUUUUUAUCCUACCCUACUCGUGUUGAGCUCAACAUGAGUAGGGUAGGAUAAAAAAAUAUUUUUCCGGGGUAUGAUAAUGAGUAAUAUGCGAAUGUAACGAGUACAUACAUAUUUAAGAUGUAAGUUAUUUUAAGCACUACUCAUCACUGUCUAUCUCUCUUUCUAUCUCUAUUGUCUUGCCACUCCGACUCACGAGUAUUAUUAAGACGAAUAAUAAUUCAUGCCAAAUGAGAGCAUUACUACAAUAAUAAUUAUCUAGACAAGUCUCACACAAAGAAUUUGUAAAAAAUAAUACUCGUGCAGUAUUUAGAGUGGUCUUCAAAUUAAUUGUAUCAAUGUAAAAUCCUUACUAAAACUGGAAGACGGGAUGAGGAACAAGAAAAAUAAUAUUAGUACGGAUAUAUAUAUACGGAUAGCAUCAGUACGUAUGUAAAUCGAGUAUAAAAAUCAUACAUUUUUUAUACCCAUCAUAAAACUUGAAUUAAUAAGGAUCGAUAAGAAAUCAAAACUUUUCUUACAUCAACACCUAACCAACUACAAAAAUGGGUUCAAUUUUCGGACUAAAUUAAUAAGAAAAAGUGGAAACUAUAACGCAAUAUUAUUGGUAUUAUUACUGAUGGACUCUUUUUCCGUAAUAACUUAAUGUGCUAACUAUACUACCAACCACCACCCUCCAAUAAUAAAUGUCAACCAAAUAAUUGUACGAUUAAUUAGCGUGUAAUACUCUGAUUUUUAAGAAAUAAUUAUCCAAACCGGAAGCAACCACCUUUCCAUGCACUAUGUACUUAUAAUCAACCAUGACACCAAACCAACCCUUCUUACGAUUAGUAUUAUUCAGAAUAUCUCGUCUCGUCAAAUUGUACAGGGUAACCAGUCAUUUAAAUAAGUCAGAUAGGUUAACAAAAAAUUCCCAAAACUGGUUCAACUUUUCAAAUAUGAAAGAAUUAAUAAUGUUGUAAAAAAAAUACAAGUAGAAGAUUUUGUGUAUUCUGUAUACUUUUCUAAUACUAAGGUACAUAUGCACACACCACAACUUCCAAAAUAUGUAAAUCCAAGAGUGACAAGGCACCCACACUACUACUAUAAACUAUUUAUGACCUAUUUACUGCGGACCGAAUGUGGAAAUGAAGUAAAAAUAAAAUAAAGAAUAAUACCAAUAAAAUUGAAAAUAAGCCAA